This is a messenger RNA of Uranotaenia lowii, 1638 nucleotides long. It is a transcript of the gene Dlc90F, whose product is annotated as dynein light chain Tctex-type. The transcript is spliced from 3 exons. The record is from RefSeq and is a predicted model, not a curated record. Lineage: Eukaryota; Metazoa; Arthropoda; Insecta; Diptera; Culicidae. Gene Ontology annotation, molecular function: dynein intermediate chain binding. Gene Ontology annotation, cellular component: cytoplasmic dynein complex; cytoplasm. The coding region runs from base 173 to 505 and encodes 110 amino acids. Gene Ontology annotation, biological process: microtubule-based movement.
CGCAGACUUUUGUUGGCUUUCGUUGCGAGUUGUUGGUUGGGUGCUGAGAGGUUAACGUUUUUUGGAAUAUUCUAGCUCCGGUAUCGCGAAAAGAAAUUCGUUCCCGAGUGGUCCGAUCCGUUGACUAUUUAGCUGUUUUAAUUGUGUAGAAAAUUAUCAAUUUUCAGUCGCCAUGGAUGAUCGAGAGGAGCAUCAGUUCGUCGUGGACGAUGUGAGCAAAAUCAUCAAGGAAGCAAUCGAGACCACAAUCGGUGGCAACGCCUACCAGCACGACAAGGUGAACAACUGGACCGGAUCCGUGGUCGAGUCCUGCCUCAGUGUCCUGACGAAGCUGCAGAAACCGUACAAGUAUAUCGUCACCUGUAUGAUCAUGCAGAAGAACGGGGCAGGACUUCACACGGCCAGCUCCUGCUACUGGAACAACGAAACGGACGGAUCCUGCACGGUCCGCUGGGAGAACAAAACGAUGUACUGCAUCGUGUCCGUGUUCGGCCUGUCGAUCUAGAGACGGACGCCACGCUUGAUGGACACGGAUAUACGGAUUUAUCGCCUCCCGGACGACAGUUUUCCCUUCGUUAUAAAUUAUAUCCCCCGUUAUUGCUGCUACUACCUACUACUGAAAUAACGCCAGAUGGUAUAGGGUUUUAGAUGGUUGGCUGCGCUUUGGAAUCUGUUAUCGGAAUAAAAUCGAAAGUAAAAAAAACGACAGGACACAAUUAAGAUUAGAGGACAGAAAAAACCCAAUAUUUAUUGAUUACAUACUACACACAUCCAUACACAUAGGCCACAGCAGCAGACGCAGAAGAAGUUGAUGAAAGAGGAACACUCAGGCUUCUGUUCCUAGUUAACAGAUUGAACAGAUAUUCCAGCAUGAUAAGUUGUGAUUCCAGCCAUACGAAGAAAAAAUGUCUAGAAAUCUACUUACUUAUAAUUAUUGUAUAACUAUUUUUUCAUCAGAAGAAAAUUUAUUUUUGUAAAAAAAUUGUUUUCCAAACAGCUGAUUGCAAAGAAAAAAAAAAGAUAAUUACUACAAUUUUCAUCUUUAGGUUAAACUAUUUUAUCGAAACGCCUAGACAUUGUGUUGGUUCAAGUUUUAAAACUGCAGCACGGACAUAAUCAGCGACAGAAAUAAAUCGCACACGCUUGAGAUUCAAAACCACCACCAAUUGCAGAAAAACAUUGUAAUUAAACGGAACCAAUCCUUUUAGAACCGCUUGUUACCAAAUUUAUGAUCCUAUAACAAAAUAAUCUCAAUUAGGUGUUUGUUAUAAAAUGUGUAUUACUUACCUUUCGACAGUUAAAAAACCACUCUCUCCAAAAAUCAUAGGAAAGCUAAGCGAAAACAACAGCCUUCGGUAUGAAAACGAUUUAGGGAUUGCAUUCUCAGGAGCAGCUAUGCAGAUUGGUGCGUUAACUGUACUGCUCCUCGACCGACAGAGAUAAUUGUGACAUUCAGAAUUUGUUUUACAUUUUUAACCGUUCGAGCUUGAGUGGACUGUUGUUGUAAAAUGGCGUAUUUUGCAGUACGGAGGUGCAAACGGCGGACGUUUGCAGGUUAGUGAAUGUGCUGAGAGCGAAUGAUAACACAUAAAUGGUAAAAUAUAAGCUAUCAACUAAGGUUUAAUAAUUAAACUGAAA